This is a messenger RNA of Emericellopsis atlantica, 1062 nucleotides long. RefSeq lists its product as uncharacterized. The transcript has 2 exons. Gene Ontology annotation, biological process: folic acid-containing compound metabolic process. The coding region runs from base 152 to 1015 and encodes 287 amino acids. Gene Ontology annotation, molecular function: dihydroneopterin aldolase activity. The record is from RefSeq and is a predicted model, not a curated record. NCBI's taxonomy places the organism in Eukaryota, Fungi, Ascomycota, Sordariomycetes, Hypocreales, Bionectriaceae.
AUACUCUAGGGUAAGCCGCCAUACCCCCCCACCUUGCUGCCCUGGGGCGUGAAUCAGCAAAUGUUGCACAAUGUCGUGAAGCUUCAUCUGUACUCACGUCAUCAGUUCUGGCCAACUUAUCGUUGUAUUUCUGGGCGCUCGGAAUCAAACAAUGGAAGGCCUAUGUCCCCUGGUCACCUCCUGGCAAACAAGGCACGCCGCGGGCGAACCGGUCUCCACCAUCACCCUCAAGAACCUCACGACGACUAGCUUCACCGGACCUUCAGACGCAUGGGGUCGAGCCUCCCGCCCCCAGCCAGUGACACUUUCCGCAGAAGUGUCCUUGAGCCGGCCAUUCACAGCGUCAGCCGGCGGCGACACGGUUCAAGAAGGUGAUACUGUUCACUAUGGCCUUCUGAGCAAGGAACUGAGCAAGAGACUGCUGGAACAUGAAGGCAAGUCACUCGGCGCGGUGCUCCAAGCACUUUGCGAGGGCAUAACUGGCCGUGGUUUGUUGGAAGCCUCGUCCGCCGGAGUGGUGAGCUAUCUCAAGCCGACAACGGUGCGGCUCUUCAAGCUGGAAAUCCUCCUACCGAAAGGGACGUUGUUGGGGUCCGGCGUCAGCCUCACUGGCACCGUGGCUUAUCCAGCCGGCGACGCUAUACGAUCUGUCACGCUGAAGUUUCAUGAUCUGCGCGUGCCGACUUUGAUAGGAGUCAACAGCAACGAGAGGGAAGCAGAGCAGAUGGUGGUCGCCAACGUAGCGAUUGAGAAGUGGACUGAGAUUCAGGACGGGUAUCAUACCAUUGAAAGACUCAUCACAAAGACGAUGAAAGACUCUUCGUUUGAGACGCUUGAAGCGCUGGCGGCGAAGCUCAGUGUCGAGCUAACCCAAUACUUGACGAAGACGUAUACGACACCUGGCAAAGAGGGAUGGAGACUGAUAAUUGCGCUUGAAAAGCCGGUCGCGGUGCCUUUGGCUGACUGUCCAUGUGUAGAGCUGAGCAUUGACACAGCGGACGUUGUGAGCGGGUGAGUGCGAGCGGACUUCGCGCGUCCAGCUUGCUAAUUCUGGAUCCAAUC